AUGGCCGACGAUCCCGGCGCCGCCGAGGCGCGCCUCGCCAUCGUGCGCUUCGGCGUCAUCUGCCUGAAACACAUGCGGCGCGUCGCCCUCGGCGCGCGCCUCGCGCUCAUCGCACUGGGCCUCGCCGUCGACGCCCUGCGGCCGCUGGGCCUGCGCUACACGGACGUCGACUACGACGUGCUGCGCGACGGCGCCGCGGCCAUGGUCGCCGGCGCCGCCGGCGGGCCCUACGCGCGCGCGACGUUCCGCUACAGUCCUUUGCUCGCGCUGCCGCUCGUCGGCGACGUCGCCGCCGCGGGCCUGCCCGUGGGCAAGGUCGUCUUCGCCCUCGCCGACGUCGCGCUCGGCGCGCGCGUCGAGGCGCUGCUCCGCGCGCGGGGCCUCUCGGCGAACCGCGCGGCGGCGCUCGCGGCCGCGGGCUGGUAUCUGAACCCCGUCGCGCUCAACCUGUGCACGCGCGGCAGCGGCGACGCGGCCGUCGCGGCGCUCGUCGCGGGCGCCCUCGUCGCCGCGGCGGCCCCGGGGCUCCGCGGCGCGGCGGCCGCGGGCGCGGGGCUCGGCCUCGCGGCGCACGCGCGGCUCUACCCCGUCGUUCACGCGCCGGCGUUCGCGCUCGCCUUUUUGCGACGCGACGGCGUGACUCGCGCGCUCGCCUUUGGCGGCGCCUUCGCCGCCGCGGCCGCCGCGCCGACGGCCCUCGCCUAUUUCUGCUACGGAUCGACCUACGUCGACAACGCGCUGGCCUACCACGUGACGCGCCUCGACCACCGCCACAACCUCGCGGCCUUCUGGCUGCCCAUCUACGCCGUCGAGGGCCUCCCGGGCGGCUCGCGCUUCAAGCCGCUCCUGCGGCGCGCGCUCGCCGUCGGGCCCUUCCUCGCGCACGGCGCGCUCCAGGCGGCGGCGGCGGCGGUCGUCGGACUGCGCCGCGACCUCGCGGCGACGGUCUUCGCGCAGACGCUCCUCUUCGUGGCGGCGAACAAGGUCUGCACGGCGCAGUACUUCUGCUGGUGGCUGCCCUUCGCCGUCGUCGUCGCCGGGCCGGGCCUCGUCCACGCGCGCCACGGCGCCGCGAAGCGGCGGACCGUCGCGCGCGCGCUCGGCUCCUGGGCCGCGGCGCUCGCGGCCUGGCUGGCCGUCGCGUUCCGCUUGGAGUUCGCCGGCGACGCGGCCCACGGCCCGCUCUGGGCCCUGGGCCUCGGCUUCCUCGGUGCCAACGCGGGGCUCCUCGCCGCGGUCCUCGACGCGGGCGGCGUGUCCUAA
This is a messenger RNA of Aureococcus anophagefferens, 1263 nucleotides long. RefSeq lists its product as hypothetical. The coding region runs from base 1 to 1263 and encodes 420 amino acids. The record is from RefSeq and is a predicted model, not a curated record. The transcript is spliced from 2 exons. Gene Ontology annotation, biological process: GPI anchor biosynthetic process. Gene Ontology annotation, cellular component: membrane; glycosylphosphatidylinositol-mannosyltransferase I complex. Gene Ontology annotation, molecular function: alpha-1,4-mannosyltransferase activity; GPI mannosyltransferase activity. NCBI's taxonomy places the organism in Eukaryota, Pelagophyceae, Pelagomonadales, Pelagomonadaceae.